AUGAUCCUCUAUAUACUGCUCUCAAUGUUGAUGAUUUCGGCGGCUAUCCCCUCGAAUGAUGACAAGAAAGAUAUUACGAAGGAGGAUGCUGUGAAGUAUCUGGUGGCUGCAGAAGUGCUCAAGGCAGCCGCUGAGCAGGUGAUCAACUCUUCAAAUACAAAAGACGGUGUGAAGAAUGUGACGAAUGGUGGCCAACAUUAGUGUGAUGAUAAUCAGCUGUCGACACUGUGUUCACAAUUCUUACAUCAAUCCAUCCAUCCAUCCAUGUAUGCAUCGAUUUGUUGUAUUAUUGAUUAUUGUGAAGAAUAAACUCUCCUCCUCCUUCUCUGA
This is a messenger RNA of Trichobilharzia regenti, 330 nucleotides long. Lineage: Eukaryota; Metazoa; Platyhelminthes; Trematoda; Strigeidida; Schistosomatidae. The record is from the annotation of a GenBank genome assembly.